CCAAUGCAGCUGUUGCUCGCACCGCAACAGACGAUGCGCCCCCGGGCGCCUGGGCAGAGGCAGGCGGUCCGAGGGCGGCAGAGACUAGCCCUCAUCCAGGCCCCACCUCGGCCCCACCCCCGAGCGCCUCCGCACCGCCCCGGCUCAGCGGAACGCACGCUCGGCGCAGCUCCGCUCCCUCCCCGCUCCCGCAGGACGCCACAGACUGCCGCUCCUCCCCCCAGGGACACCCUCGGCCGUCCAGUCCCCUCCCUCCCCCAGGCCGCAAGAGGGGGGCCUCAAGCGCUCCGCGUUCCCACGCCCAAGAGCGGUCCCCUCCGAAUGCAGCUGCGCGGCGCACACUCGCGGGACCGCCACGACCCGCUCGGGAAGGGCACAUCGUAGCGGCCCCCGGCCGCCGGCCAGACCUACCUCUUGCGUCGUGGUCCCAGGCCGGUUCCAGCCGCCAGGAG
Messenger RNA from Zalophus californianus (California sea lion), 452 nucleotides. Its product is annotated as lysine-rich arabinogalactan protein 19-like. Bases 4 to 384 code for a protein of 126 amino acids. The record is from RefSeq and is a predicted model, not a curated record. The transcript has 2 exons. NCBI's taxonomy places the organism in Eukaryota, Metazoa, Chordata, Mammalia, Carnivora, Otariidae.